Molecule: messenger RNA, 3164 nt
Organism: Chenopodium quinoa (quinoa)
Lineage: Eukaryota; Viridiplantae; Streptophyta; Magnoliopsida; Caryophyllales; Amaranthaceae
Product: LOB domain-containing protein 29-like
Exons: 2
Coding region: 598-1308 (236 amino acids)
Biological process (GO): hormone-mediated signaling pathway; positive regulation of DNA-templated transcription
Cellular component (GO): nucleus
Source: RefSeq, a predicted model, not a curated record
CUAAUCCAAGGUAAAUAUUGGAAGAUUCCUAUUUUAAAAUACCUAAAAUUACAACAUGCACCUCGGGAUACUAAAAAGAAAGAAUAAUUAUUUAUACGUAAAUUGGCAAAUAACAAUUGAUUAAGAUUAUUUUUUGUGAAAAAAAAAUGGUUAAUUACAAAUGGAUCCAAUAGACAUCCAGAUAGAUACAUAAAUGGGGUUUGGUUUAUGCCUAGCUCUUGUCGUUUAAGGAUGUUGAAUGUGGGAGUCUCUAAUUAAAGUAUGAGAUUAUUAUUAUUAUUAUUAAUAAUUAAUUUAAUCAUAUGAUCUUAUAACAAUGGAGGGGUUAAGUUAAAGAAGAGAGGGGUUUAUAAUUAACCAAUUUAAUAAUAUAGUUUGUAGGCCAUUAAGGGAACAUAAUGUAAUUAAAGUAAUGAUUAAAAUAUAGUAAACCUCCCCCAUCCUAUGGUGUUUAUAAACAUGGAGGUUCUUCUUUCCUUUGGCCUUCAAAACUCCCUUAAAACAAGUAACAACUAUUAUCUUUUUUUUCACCUAAAUUAAAAUUAAGCAUAAACUAAUUCACAAAAAAUAAUUUAGUAUCCAAAAAAUUAAGCAAAAAUGACUGGUUCAAGUUCACCUUGUGGUGCUUGCAAGUUCUUGAGGAGGAAAUGUGUGAGGGGUUGUGUUUUUGCACCUUAUUUCUGUCAUGAACAAGGUGCUACUCAUUUUGCAGCCAUCCAUAAGGUUUUCGGGGCGAGUAAUGUGUCGAAACUACUUGCUCAUUUACCGGCUAGUGAUCGUAGUGAGGCCGCCAUCACCAUUUCUUAUGAGGCUCAAGCUAGGCUCCAAGACCCCAUCUAUGGGUGUGUUUCUCAUAUUUUUGCCCUACAACAACAGGUUGUAAAUUUGCAAGCACGAUUAGCAGCUUUAAAGCAAUUACAAGCAGCUCAAGGCUUGUUAAAUGGUAAUAAUUCUAAUCAAAACCCUAGUGAAAGAUCUUCUUCUAAUUACCCUCAAGAUGUUCAUAGUUGGUUGCAAUCUGAGUACCCACAAAUGGUACCUCCCUUUGAUCCAAACCACCUCAACUGUAGCGCCGAAUCUUCAACAAUCUAUGGAUCAAAUAAUAAUCAAGGAGGAUAUAAUAAUAACCAUAACUCAAUGGUUUUACAAGAUGAUCAAGAUGCCUCUUUUGCUAGCUAUGAAGGAUCUUCAUCUCAUCACUCGGCUUCCAUGGCUUCUCUUGAGUAUGAGAAUAAAUCGAAAUGGCCUUACCAAGACGCCGAUGAUCUUCACUCUAUGGCUUUUGGCUACACUCAAUAUUCAUUGUGAAAGGAAGCAAAUUAAGCCAUGAUUUGAAGGUUUUUAAGUCUAGUUUUUAUCCAAUUUUUGAGAUGCUACUUGCAUACAUCUUUGUUUUUUUUUUUUCCCUUUUCUUUUUUCGUUGAUCAAAGCAUGAGCUUUGAUUACAAUGAUUAAAUAGAAUCCCUAUAUAAAUCUCUAUCUUAGAAUCUAGAUAAAUAUUUGUUAAUAUCUUUUAGAUCGAAACCCUAAUUUCGUAUUAUCUGCCUUCUAUAGUAAUGUUUUCUUAGAUCUUUCUGUACCCAUGGAAGAUGUUAGAUCAAUCAAUAAUUAUAAUAAUAAUAAUGUGAGUUUUUCAAAAAUUUAAGCUUUUAUUAGCUUUAUAAUUGGAUUCAAUUAUAUAAAGACCUAAAGCUUUGACUUAAGGAUCUUUUUUACCUGACAUCUUUUUGUCAUAAAAGGUUUUUCCUCUUCAAUCUGUUGUUAACCCUAAUCUUCCUGAUCAUUUUCUUAAGUAAUUAGUUUAUUUUGGAUUUAAUCAGCAUCAUACCAAAAUCUUCUGUCUAUACAUCAUCAAACAAUUUAGUUUAAUGACAAAACCAAUUUCAAAGUAGCUUAAUUAGGUAUCUAAUAUAACUGAUCUGAAUAUGCUUAAUGUUUCUUUCAUACAUGUGCUUGGAACUUUCCUGAAAAAUUUAGGCUUACUUUGGUAAUAAGAGGGAAUAAUUAUGUAUGAUGCUUUUAUUAUGAAGGAGCUUACCUGUGUAACAUAUAAUUAGGGAAUGACUGAUGGUAAACAAGAACUAAUGUAACCUUGCGGAUUUUACAUUGACACAUAUGCUCGUGUCAAAUUAAACGUAUAUAUGUGUCCAACUGUCUAACUCAACUAUCAAAGUUUUGGUCCAAAAUCAAGUGUCCAUGCCUAGGUCGAAUUGUCAAUAAUUCAAUGCCCGCCUUUGGGAUAUUCGAUCAAUCAAGAACUAACCAUUUAUUACUUAUUAGACAUUAACAAACUUCAUCCUUCCUCCAAGAUAAGCUAAUGAACUCCGAUCCUCCUAGCUUUGGCAUGCCGUGUUUCGAUUUGGUUAGGCAGCAUGCACUUAAUUAGACCAAAACAUUAAUAUUAGAAAGCAAAAUUAUACUUUAUAUGCUAUUAAACAAUCCCAAGAAGAUAAUAAUGAAGCUCGUUAUCCUCGUUUUGUAGGGAUAAUUAGAGACAAACCUAACUUCUCCUAAAUUAAUCUCAAUGAUCAAUAUAUUCUUGUUACUAUACUAUAGCAUAAAGGUAGCUAGCUCACCAGUGUGAACUACGAAAGCACACAAUCAAUUUAAUCCUAUUGGGGAAGGUGAAUUAAGAAGAUAAUAGCUUAAUUAUAAUAUUAUUAAUUGUAUCAUAUGCGGCUUUAAUUAUCUUGGUAAUUGGUUUUCUUAGGGAUCUGCUACAUAUAUGUAGAUGGGGGUUCUAUAAUUGUCCUUAUUAGGUUUUACAAGGUCAACAGUGAAUUAUUGGUUAUGUAAUUUAUGUUAUUAGGAGAUGUGAAUCCUAUGAUAAGAUGCCUAGGCUUAAAAAUGCUUCUUUCUUACUAAAAAGUAAUCAUCCCUAUGCUAGAUUUCUAAUUAAUAGCCACCAAUUUGAAAUCUCGAAUAGCUAACUUUAAUUUAGAUUGUCUAAUUCAGAUAUCGACUUCUUUUAUUUCAGUUUAAGGUGUUUUGAACAAUAGGUACACUAUCCUUAAGUUUUUUUUGGUUAUAAUUGUUGAUCUUAAAAGAUCUUGAAGUAUUACUUAUAAAAGGCUCAUCCAUGCUUAAUAAUGUCAAGCACAUAGAAAUUAAAUAAACCGGAUCCAUAUCAAGAUAUAAAGCCAUUCAUAUUAUGUGGCCGACAA